Myotis brandtii (Brandt's bat) is the source of this 2624-nucleotide messenger RNA. RefSeq names its product spindlin family, member 3 (gene SPIN3). Gene Ontology annotation, cellular component: cytosol; nucleoplasm. Lineage: Eukaryota; Metazoa; Chordata; Mammalia; Chiroptera; Vespertilionidae. The coding region runs from base 475 to 1251 and encodes 258 amino acids. The transcript is spliced from 2 exons. Gene Ontology annotation, biological process: regulation of DNA-templated transcription; gamete generation. The record is from RefSeq and is a predicted model, not a curated record.
GUUUGGCAGGAAGGGGAGGCCACUCUCCUGGCAGGAAGCUGAGAUACGGAGAGGGAGGAGACUGCUGCAGCGGCAGCGGCUGGUGGGAUCCCGAAGUGGCACAGGGGCCUCUGCUGCCGACUGGGACGCAGCGGGCCCCUGAGCUCCGCGCCGGAGACGCAGCCGCCAUCCUCUUCGCCUGCCUGCCACGCACUUCGUCUACGGAUCCUCCUCCACCAGCUUUGGCGAGCUCCCUUCUUGGCGCCUGCUGAUCAUCUCUCCCCUUCAGGCACACAGCGAAGCUGGAACGAACCGGGGAGGAAGGUUACUGCAGGCACACGCCAGGAUACCUUGAUUUCCAGCUUCCAGGAGAAACUUAGGCGUGGGUGCACGGAGUGCACUAAUUAGGAGACAAAGCUCACCGUGUCAUCCUCGGAAUUGAUUUUGUCUCCAUUCCAUUUCUUGGCCUGCCUUGCCGCGGUGCUCCUCUCAGGCAUGAAGCCGCCGUUCGCCAAGGCGGCUGCAGAGCAGCGGUCCAGAACAGGCUCAAGGCAUGCCGGUGUGCCCGUUUCCGUGAUGAAGAGAAAGGCUGCACACAAGAGACACAGGAGCAGACCCCCCUCGCAGCCUCGGAGGAACAUCGUGGGCUGCAGAAUUCGGCACGGAUGGAAAGACGGAGACGAGCCUCUAGUACAGUGGAAGGGAACCGUUCUGGAUCAGGUACCUGUAAAUCCCUCUCUGUAUCUUAUCAAAUAUGAUGGCUUUGACUGUGUUUAUGGAUUGGAACUGCAUAACGAUGAAAGGGUGUCAUCCCUUGAAGUCUUUCCUAAUAGAAUUGCAUCAUCUACAAUCAGUGAUUCACACUUAACAGAAAUUCUGAUCGGCAAAGCAGUGGAACAUAUUUUUGAGACAGAGGAAGGUUCCAAAAAUGAAUGGAGGGGGAUGGUCUUGGCUCAGGCACCUGUCAUGAAAACAUGGUUUUACAUUACCUAUGAGAAGGAUCCUGUUUUAUAUAUGUACCAGCUCUUAGAUGAUUAUAAAGACGGUGACCUCCGCAUCCUUCCCGAUGCCAAUGAUUCUUCUCCUGCAGAGAGGGAGCCAGGAGAAGUCAUAGACAGCCUAGUAGGUAAACAGGUGGAAUAUGCCAAAGAUGAUGGCUCCAAGAGAACUGGCAUGGUCAUUCAUCAGGUAGAAGCCAAACCCUCUGUGUACUUCAUCAAAUUUGACGACGAUUUCCAUAUCUAUGUCUACGAUUUGGUAAAAACAACUUAGAAGUCAUUUUGAAAUUUGCCAAAUAUGUGAGACUAUUUGUUAAAUCUGUGCACACACACAGUCUUGAUUGCUUUCCAAUUUGUAAGAACCAUCUUCUCGCUUUCUGCAUGCUUUUUGCCUGGCCAAAGAAAAAGGAACUGAAACGCAGACAUUUUUGGAAGAAACCUUUUGCCCUUCUCUCCACCCUUUUUUACAGGUUCCUCCCCACAGGAGAAUGAUUUCUCUAAUUAGUGAGAAGGGUAAAGUCUGACAUCCAUUGGCCCAUACUUCUGUCUUUGCUGGUGUUAAUAGUUUAAAUGUAGGUGAACACCUGUUGCCUCAUUCUUUUGGGCGCUCGGACUCUCUCUACUCAUUGAACUAUGAAGCUUCUGGAGAUAUUAGGUAUGACUGGCUGGGUAAGUUUCUUUGCAACUUUAACUCUUCCCUCUAGGUAGCUUCCAAGUGUAAUGUGAGGAAGAGUGGGAAGCCAUUUUGGUCUCCUGUCCAAGUUGCAUUUUCAAUUCUAUCUGUACUGAGAGUAAGACUAACGUAUUGCUCCCUUUCUGGUUCUUACAUCUAUUGCUCAACUUGUUGCAAAAUCAAGAGGGUAAUUACUUUUCACUUUAGUAUAUAAGUAUAGGCCGAGAAACCUUAUGAAAUUAAUAAGAGGCCAAGCAUUUGGGAACCGAACUCCCAAGUGGAGAAAUCAAGGUUUUUCAUCAAUGGUAUUAGAGCCUCUGUUGUCUGCAAUAACUCUGGGUAGGACCUGUAGACAUGGAGUGGGUUUUAACAAACACAGGCCCUGCAGGCAGACUUUAGCACAAGUAGGCUUUGCCAACCCAAUGGGACAUUAAGCCAGGAUUUAGCUAGCGUUCUCAGUCACACGGUAAAGCCUGAGUUUAUCAAGUGUUGUCAGGUUGGUCCAGGACCUCAAAAUUAAAAGAGCAAAACCUGGAGUCAGGCUGAGAUACAGAUUUCUUUCCUAUACCGAGAGAUACUCUGAGAACUUUUAGAUUAAGUUUUCGAUUUGAUUCUUAGGGAACAUUUGAGUCCCAGCAUAUGAGGUGGGCAAGACACUUGCUAGAACUAAGAAAGACUUCCUCAUAUGAUCUGGUGGGCUCAUCUUUUAUGUUGUCCCAGGAGAACUAUGGAACACAUAGAUUAGAAUCAGUGUCAGAUGAUCAAUAGGCUUAAUGAUGUUUUAAGAGCGUAAUGCUGGCAUUGGUAGAUAGAAAUCCAAUGGGUACUUAUUAGUGUUUUGUUUUUCAACUUUCUCCUCUUUGUUGGCUGGUCCUAAGAUACUCAUCUGCAGAAAAGGGUGAGCCCUACUGCGGCAGAAAAGUAAGUAAUGGAAUGGGUACUGUACCUUCCAUUAUUGAAGGCACUGGUAAAGG